AUGGUGGUGCUGAAGGGGCGGACGCGUUCAGGCUCGCUGGAUAUCUGGGUGCGGGGUCUGAUUCUCGGGGCGGUGGAGCAGCUGAUGGCGAGGGAUGGAACCGAAGUGCGCCCUGGCAACGCGGUGGCUGCAGGGAUCCAGGGCCCCCCGUGCAGCCUGGAAGACGAUGAGGUUUUCCUGGGCACCGAGGCCAGGCUCGGCACCACCCAAGCGGAUCCCUUCCGCCACUGCAGCGUGGAGGAACUUUACGAGCUUCUGGAGACGCUGGGCAGCGGGCACUUUGGGGUGGUCCGGCGUUGCCAGGAACGGAGCACCGGCGCUUUCUACGCGGCCAAAUCCAUCAAGGUGCGGAAGCGCAAGGGCAGCCGGCUGGGCCUGGACCGCGAGCAGGUGGAGCGCGAGGUCUGCAUCCUGCAGCAGCUUCAGCACCCCAACAUUAUGCGCCUCUACGACAUCUUUGCCAACCAGGCCGAGAUGGUGCUGAUCCUCGAGCUCAUCCAGGGCGGCGAACUCUUUGACUUCAUUGCGGAGAAGGAGCUGGUCUCGGAGGACGAAGCCAUUCAGUUCCUGCAGCAGAUCCUGCUCGGCUUGGCCUACAUGCACGCCCACCAUAUUGCCCACUUCGACCUCAAGCCGGAGAACAUCAUGCUGCUUGAGAAGGACACCCCCAGCCCCAAGAUCAAGAUCAUCGACUUCGGGCUGGCGCAGAAGCUGGAGGAGGGGGUGGCCUACAAAAGUCUCUGCGGGACCCCCCAGUACAUCGCUCCUGAAGUGAUCAACUACGAGGCCCUGAGCACAGCCACAGACAUGUGGAGCAUCGGGGUGAUUACCUACAUCUUGCUGAGCGGCAUGUCCCCAUUCCAGGGGGAGACGGAUGAGGAGACCCUCUCCAACGUGGUCUCCGGGAAUUACGAGUUCGAGGCCAAGUAUUUCAGCCAAACCUCGGAGAUGGCCAAGGACUUCAUCCAGAAACUGCUGCUGAAGGAGCCCAGGGACCGAAUGACGGCAGCUGAAUGUCUCCUUCAUCCCUGGAUCAAGCGCUGCUGCCUGUCGCCCUGCGGAGAGCUCGGUUCCCAAGCCCCCGGGGCGCCCCACGCAGAGCCGCUCCUCCUCCAGGAGGGUCUGGCACGCAGCGCAAAGGGGCUGAGCCGGCCUGCGGGGGGCGCGCUGUCCCUGCGCGGGGGCGGCUUCCAGCGCACUUCGGCGAGCAAGCGGCGGCGGGCGCUCCGGGUCGCGCUCCCUCCGGUGCCUGAAUCGUAG
This is a messenger RNA of Protobothrops mucrosquamatus (brown spotted pit viper), 1260 nucleotides long. Its product is annotated as death-associated protein kinase 2-like. Gene Ontology annotation, biological process: positive regulation of apoptotic process; intracellular signal transduction; protein phosphorylation. Bases 1 to 1260 code for a protein of 419 amino acids. Gene Ontology annotation, cellular component: cytoplasm; nucleus. The transcript has 11 exons. The record is from RefSeq and is a predicted model, not a curated record. Gene Ontology annotation, molecular function: protein serine/threonine kinase activity; ATP binding. Lineage: Eukaryota; Metazoa; Chordata; Lepidosauria; Squamata; Viperidae.